This is a messenger RNA of Myzus persicae (green peach aphid), 3598 nucleotides long. RefSeq names its product band 4.1-like protein 4. Gene Ontology annotation, cellular component: cytoskeleton. The transcript has 22 exons. Bases 400 to 3492 code for a protein of 1030 amino acids. NCBI's taxonomy places the organism in Eukaryota, Metazoa, Arthropoda, Insecta, Hemiptera, Aphididae. The record is from RefSeq and is a predicted model, not a curated record.
GGCCAUCCGAGCCACUCCAUGUGAGUAGUCCUUCGGAUGCUCUCGUACUGCGCGCCGGGUGCGUUUAUUUUUAUUAUUAUUUAGUGGCUUAAAUAUUUAAGUUAAGUUAUUUUUAUUAUUUAAAUUUUAUACUUGCAUCGUCGUUUAUUAUUUUUGUAAAUCGUUUCUGCGUGAGUGCGUGCGUGUAUGUGUAUGUGUGUGUGUACUUGUGUGAGUGUGUGUGUGUUUGUGUGCGUUUAAAAUAUUUACGUGAUAAGUAAUUAUUAUUAUUUUUUACGAACCGAAAAAUUACGAAGUACCCGAUGUACAGCAGAAUAUCUGCGUCUUCGUUGCUCAAGUGGUGGAUCCAGUCGUCGUGAUCGAGAUCUAUUUGGCAAGAUUUAAUAAAAAGAAACCAACAUGGGAUGCUUUUGUACCAGUACCCGAACACAUCACUGCAAAAUCGUGUUCCUCGACGAUCAAGAACUCGUGCACGAAGUUCAGGGUUCGAGUUUGGGCCAAGAAGUUUUCGAUGUGGUUGUGCGACAUUUAAGCCUUCUCGAAACAGCUUACUUUGGUCUUCGCUAUUUGGAUUCUCAAAAUCAAACUCACUGGUUGGAUCUGUCCAAGAAAAUGAACAAACAGAUGAAGGGUAACGAGAACUUCACGUUUUACUUCGGUGUGAAAUUUUACGCCGCCGAUCCGUGUAAGCUGGCCGAAGAAAUCACCAGGUAUCAGUUUUUCCUGCAGCUCAAACAGGAUAUACUGCAAGGACGCGUACCCGUCACCCAAGAACUGAUGGCCGAGCUGGGAGCGUACGUCGUGCAAUCUGAACUUGGAGAUUUCGAUCCUAGACGACACACCCUCGGGUAUGUGUCUGAAUUCCGGUUCGUGUCCAAUCAGAAUGCAGAGCUCGAGAACCGAAUCGGAGAAAUACACAAAGAACUCACGGGUCAAGUGCCUGCAGUUGCCGAGCUGAAUUUCUUGGAUAAAGUCAAGUGGCUGGACAUGUACGGCGUCGAUCUUCACCCAGUACUGGGUGAAGACAACGUCGAAUAUUAUCUGGGUUUGACUCCGACCGGAGUGAUUGUGCUCCGAAACAAAAACAUCGUCGCAAAUUAUUACUGGCCCAGGAUCACCAAGAUCUUCAGCAAAGGAAAAUAUUUCAUGCUCAGGGUGUGCGAUAAAAACAACGACGAGAACACUUACGGGUUUGAAACGCCCUCGAGGCCGGCGUGUAAACAUCUGUACAAGUGCAGCAUGGAACAUCAUUCAUUCUUCAGACUUGUCCAAGUGUCACCCAACCCCCCGGACGUCAUAAGCACUCGAUUUAGCAGCGGUCGGGCGGAUAAAACGUCAGUGAGGAGUUCGCAGAUGAGCAAUAGAACUCCGCCAUCGUUUACAAGGACACCCAGUCGCCGCUAUCAGAGAAGGAUCGUCGAAGGGGCCAACGAUAAUCAAACUUUCGGAGACGAGUACAAGACCAGAGACGAACUGAUGCUGUCAUCGUCGUCGUUGAAACCGCAAGACAAGCUGAAAAACUGUUCCAAUCCUCAACUGCCCGUACACACAAUGUACGUGCCGAACCGGAGUGAUUCGCCGAGGAGCACCAGAAGUGCACCGUGGGGCGUUUGGUCGAGCGCCCCUACCCGGGGCCUGUACUCGAGCAGCUCGCCGAGGAGUGUCCGAUCGGGUCCUCAUCAGAUCAUGCGCCAUGCACGCCGGUCGUCCAGCGUGGACAGCCAGAGCUCCAAUGACUCUAGAUCGUGUCGCAAGCAUAGACACCGUAACAAUAGACGGUCGUCGGAUAACGAGAGCGAACAGUCGGGCCGGUCGGGCAAGUCACACCGGAAGCACAGGCACCGGAGCCGGAAGUCGUCGACGGGCGACGACCACGAGCACAGACGACACAGGUAUCAGCUGGUAGAGUCGGAAGGACAGUGGCGGGAAGUACAACGGAGGCAGGCCGAGGGCAGGUCUGCCAUACAAAAGGCAUCGGUGGUUCGGCCCCGGUCGGGCUAUGCAAACAGCGGGCUGGAGUCUGAGAGUGAGAUUUCUCACCAUUCGUCGUCGUACCGGAGACGGAAACACCGGAAACACAGGUCGAGGUCCAGGUCGCCGUCGGAGAGCAGCAGCAAGACGCGUCUACCGGAGGAGCUCAAAAAACAUUUGGAGUUCGAACUCGUCGAAACGGACGGCAUGACCGAGGAACAACUGCGAGAGAUACCUUACACGGCGGUGAAGACAUCCCUGAAGACUAAUAACUCGUCGCCUCCCCUGUCGUCGAAACGGAAAACCUAUUCGUCUCGGAGAGCCAAAAGUUGUUCGUUAAAAGACUCGACAGUGCCGGAAGCCGGCGACAGUCCUCCGCCGCCGUAUAGCGAAGGCCCGGCAGAUAAAUGCUCCACUGCCGCCGCCGUCUCCAUGCCCAGUUCGAAAAGCGCAAAUCAGUUACCAAGGACUCAACAACCCAACCAAAGCGGACCAACGGUGACGAGGACGUCAGCUGACCCGAAUUACAGGGCCACGUGCUCCGCGCUAUACGCCAACCCGUCGGCGUUGCAUAUGGGCUCGGCGAACAGCUAUCAUCAUUCUAGUCACGACCAACGGAACCUCAUGAACCAUUCCCGGUGGUUACACGAUCUCGAGCAGAAAGACAACGCUCACAAUAGGAGAACUGAAAAUCUGAUGCGAGAUUUCCCUUACAAUUCAGCCAGGUCGUCGGCAAACGGGAACAGCUCUGAACGACCCUCCACGAACGCAGCCAAGUCGACGCCUCCGCCGUGGUCUAGUCAAGAAAUUCGCGGCACAAUGGGCGGCGGUGGCGUUCCUUGGCAGUGCGUCCCAGACCGCGUAUACCCGGUUAGCGGUUACGGCCCGCCCAAAAAUAUCAACCAGGCGGCGUACCAGAACCGGAGCAACAACAAUCCGGAAACGUGCACGUCGUCGGCUGCGGUCGACACGAACCGGAACAGCGCGAUGAUCGCCAUGACAACGACGACCGACGACGCCAAGUCCACAGCCUCCUCCGGGUCGGGUGCGGUAGGGCAGUCGAUCAAGUCCAGCAAGUCUUUCGAGAGCGGCGUGCUAGGGCAGCACGCCAACACACCCAACGGCGUCAUACCGUGGCCGGGUGACAGAGGAAAACCCAGACCAUCGCAUCAGUGGGACCACCAUAACGGUACAUCGUCGUCGUCGUCGCCGCAUCACCACCUCCACCAUCAACAGCAGCAACACCACCAACAACAGCAACACCACCAACAGCAGCAGAAUCACCCACAACAACAGCACAACGGCUUGUCCCCCUACGGUGGUGGCGACGGCGUUGGAAGUGGUGAAAUCCUGUACAUGGGAAACAGGUCCUCGGGAGUGCGUACUUCGUCCAGGAGUGGCCCGACGUACUUUUCGCCACAACACAACCAUGUGGACAGAUUGUCGAACGCCGAGCUGAGGUCGUCGGCCAGCCUGGAGGAGAUCCUUUCGCCGAUAUUGCAGAGCAAACUGACCACGUAAUCUUGAGGGGACGCAAACCGCCAUGCCGAUGUAUCGGUACGAUUUAAAUCAUCAUCGUAAUAAUAUGAAUCGCCAUCGAUCGAUCGGCGUAAGUGAAGAAAUCGAU